Messenger RNA from Aspergillus pseudotamarii, 2157 nucleotides. RefSeq names its product putative FAD monooxygenase. The record is from RefSeq and is a predicted model, not a curated record. The transcript is spliced from 4 exons. NCBI's taxonomy places the organism in Eukaryota, Fungi, Ascomycota, Eurotiomycetes, Eurotiales, Aspergillaceae. Gene Ontology annotation, molecular function: FAD binding. The coding region runs from base 85 to 2157 and encodes 690 amino acids.
ACAGGGACAAAAGGUGCCCGCAUUCGAACUUUUAGUCAUCCGGUCACAAGUCAGUAUAACUCAAUUAUCUAUAUCCCCAUCAGCAUGUCCGAGACCUUGUCAGCCAAAGAAGACCAUGUCGAUGUUCUUAUUGUGGGGGCCGGACCCGCGGGGCUCAUGCUGGCAAAUUGGUUGAGCCGGUUCGACAUCAAGACUAGAAUUGUGGACAAGCGUGGCACCAAGAUCUUCAAUGGUCAGGCGGAUGGCCUACAAUGCCGCACCCUGGAGAUUUUCGACUCGUUUGAUUUUGCCCACCGGGUUUGGCGAGAAUCUAACCACAUGCUGGAGAUUUGCUUCUGGAACCCCGACAAGGAUGGCAUUCUGCAACGUUCGGACCGGAUUCCGGAUACCAUCCCCGGGAUCAGUCGCUUUCAGCAGGUAGUGCUACAUCAGGGUCGCAUUGAGCGGUUCUUCCUCGAUUCAAUCAAAGAGCAUAGCGAUAUCACGGUCGAGCGUGGCGUGCUGCCUACUAUGUUCGAGUUUGAUGAAUCUAAAGCUGCGGAUUUCGAGGAUUACCCGAUAACAGUCACAUUGCGCACUUUGUCUGAGGAAGAGGCUACUCCUGCUCAGCGACAACAGCACCACCGGAGAGCUGAUGGCACACAGUUAGCCAUCAAUGACGGGCUUUUUCGAAGUAACCUAGCUGCCGACGACACGGAUGAUCUCAUUCGUACGGCGAAAGCGAAUAGCAACACCAACUCCGUCGAGACGGUGAAGGCGAAAUUCAUGGUUGGUUGCGACGGUGCGCAUUCCUGGGUGCGGCGCCAGCUUGGCUUCAAGCUCGAGGGAGACUCCACGGACUAUAUCUGGGGCGUACUCGACAUUGUACCCAUCACGGAUUUCCCGGAUAUCCGCUAUCGGUGUGCCAUUCACUCGGCCAAUGCGGGUAGCGUUAUGGUCAUCCCACGGGAAAAUAAGCUUGUUCGAUUGUACAUCCAGUUGCAGGCGACCGAGAAUGCGCAGAAUGGAGGUAAGGCUGACCGAUCGUGGAUCACUCCAGAUGUUAUCCUGCAAUCUGCGCAACAAAUUAUGCAUCCAUACAAGAUCGACUAUACGUACUGCGACUGGUGGACAGCAUACCAGAUCGGGCAGCGUGUGGGUGACCACUUUUCUCUACGCGAGCGUGUCUUUCUGGCUGGUGAUGCGGUGCACACGCAUUCGCCCAAGGCGGGGCAGGGUAUGAAUGUAAGCAUGCAGGACACUUAUAAUCUCGGAUGGAAGAUCGCGCAUGUAGUCAAAGGGUACAGUGAGGGAUCGAUUCUAAAGACAUAUCAGUCAGAGAGAAGACGGGUUGCGCAAGACCUGAUUGAUUUUGACCACCGGCUAUCAAGACUAUUUUCGGGUCGACCAGCAAAGGACGUCGCAGACGAAGGUGUCAGUAUGGAAGAGUUCAAGAACGCAAUGGAGAAGGGGAAUGAAUUUGCCAGUGGGAUUGUGGUCAAUUAUGGUACUAGCGUAAUCGUGGCAAAAGAAGGCGACUCUGCUGAGCAGGGAGAUGGUACUGAAGUUGCUGCCAAUCUCCAACGUAGAGUGGUCAGCAAGAGUCAUCUGGCCACAAAGAUCGACAUUGGCAAGCGGAUGCCAAGUUUCAAGGUACUUAAUCAAUCUGACGCCCGUCCAUGGCAUCUGCAGGAGCGCUUAAAAAGCAACGGGCGAUGGCGGAUUAUCGUGUUCCCGGGUCAACUUACGAUGCCCCAAAAUAUGCAACGCAUGCAAAGGCUUGGUGACAAGCUAGGCAGUCUGGACUCAUUCAUUCGCCAAUACACUCCAUCUGGUCAGCCGAUUGAUAGCUUUAUCGAAGUUCUCACAGUCCAUGCUGGCCCGCGGAGAGGAGUGGAGCUUCUCGAUCUGCCGGAGGCUUUCCAUCCAUAUAAUGAGCAGAUGGGCUGGGACUAUUGGAAAGUCUUCGUCGAUGAUCAAUCUUAUCAUGAGGGACAUGGACAAGCCUAUCUCAAUUACGGUAUCGACCCUAGCCGCGGUGCCGCUGUUAUUGUCCGGCCGGAUCAAUACGUGAGCUGGGUUGGCGAAGUGGAUGAUUAUGACGAUAUGGCAAGAUUUUUCUCCGGGUUUAUGAGGUUGCAAGCCCCCUUGAAGCCCAAGACUAGAGUGGCCCAAUAA